Molecule: messenger RNA, 420 nt
Organism: Histoplasma mississippiense
Lineage: Eukaryota; Fungi; Ascomycota; Eurotiomycetes; Onygenales; Ajellomycetaceae
Exons: 4
Coding region: 1-420 (139 amino acids)
Source: RefSeq, a predicted model, not a curated record
AUGGAAUCGGUAAUCAGAGAAGGCCAGACUAUACGUAGGGGUUCUAUCGACGGCGGAACACGUGUCGAUGAAGCCCGUGUAUUUUGCGGAGACUUAAUCGCCCAACGAGCUCCUGAGACAAAUCGUGGCUCAUGCACAGGCAGCUCAGGGAUAGUUAGAACCCCUAAGCUCAACUGCAUGUACAAGGGUAGGGUUGGGUUCAGCCGCAUUGAAGCAGUAGAAUUGGCUCUCCAGAGCUUCAAAGAGGUCCUCCUCGUAGACACUAUCUAUCAGAAAGAAGUCGGGAAAUAUCCAUCAAAUGGCAGCGAUUUGCAUCUCCGCGCCGGUCCGAAUAGGGUUAUUUCAGCUUUGCCCACGAGAAAGCAGCUUUCACCGCCCCUCAAUCCCUUCCUUCACUCUUGCUCAGUUCAGGGAUCCUAG